ACAACCACGCUCAGCAGCCACAGCAACGGCAAUGGGGGAGGCAACUGAAGAAAAGAAAGGAUGCGUCGGCGGGAGCAAAGAAGGGGCAAAUUUGUUGGGAGGUCCGACCUUCUCGGAACUCCCAAACGGAAGGCUCAAGUGCGUUGAAACUGGGCACGAGAUGGUUGUGAAAGACAAGGAUUCCUAUGCUCAGAGCAAACGCUGUCGUUUAGGCCUCAUCGACUUUGCUUUAUCUCACUCCAAGCCCCCUCUCAACAUGUUCAAACAAGACCCUCUUUCCCGUUCGAAGUUGAUUUGUAAACUAACUGGUCAUACCGUUAAUAAGUCUGAGGAACAUAUUUGGAAGCAUAUCAAUGGGAAACGAUUUCUCAAUAAAUUAGAACAAAAGGAAAUGGAGACGGUGCUAACCGAUGAAACCAUGGCUGAGGAAGGUGAGAAGAAGCCAAAGAAAGAAAAAAAGAAGCAGAAGAAGAAGAAGGAAAAGGUGGUUGAAGAAAUUAUCUCUGAAGUUAGGGAUUCAGUUGAAAAUGAAAGUGAUUCCGAGGAACAUGAGUUCUGGAUUCCUCCCGUAGGCGACCGUUGGGACUUUGAUGACGGAGGGGAUCGAUGGGGUUCUGGUUCAGAGCCAGAUGAAAGUGAUGAUGAAGACGAAGCAGUUCUUCCAUCAGAGGACGUAGCCAAAGAAUCCGGGAAGGAGUCCAAAGAGCUUUCUACACGAGCAAAGAGAAUGUCCAUAGAUAUUGGACCGAGCAGUUUUGCAUCGAGGAAGAAGAAGAGUCGGAAGAACACAAGCUAAGUUGCACUUAUGCCUUCUAAAAACAAGUAAUUUGCUUGUAAUUCGUCAACUGUUCUUUCGGUUUUUGUUUGCAAUUCUAAGUAGCAGUUCCUCUGAAUCUUAGAGGUCACAUUUUGAGGCUGAUUACAUGAACAAACUCCAGGGUUAUGUUUCUCUCUAUAAACUAUAAAGCACAUACAUUUCUUGCA
Molecule: messenger RNA, 984 nt
Organism: Hibiscus syriacus
Lineage: Eukaryota; Viridiplantae; Streptophyta; Magnoliopsida; Malvales; Malvaceae
Product: surfeit locus protein 2-like
Exons: 5
Coding region: 32-796 (254 amino acids)
Source: RefSeq, a predicted model, not a curated record